This is a messenger RNA of Eurypyga helias (sunbittern), 917 nucleotides long. RefSeq names its product noggin (gene NOG). Gene Ontology annotation, biological process: negative regulation of BMP signaling pathway; dorsal/ventral pattern formation; negative regulation of cell differentiation. The transcript has a single exon. NCBI's taxonomy places the organism in Eukaryota, Metazoa, Chordata, Aves, Eurypygiformes, Eurypygidae. The record is from RefSeq and is a predicted model, not a curated record. The coding region runs from base 20 to 691 and encodes 223 amino acids.
CCCCACCGGUCUCCCAAGGAUGGAUCAUUCCCAGUGCCUUGUGACUAUAUACGCCUUGGUGGUUCUGCUGGGUCUCCGUCUAGAGCAAGGCGCCUGCCAGCACUAUCUGCACAUCCGACCGGCUCCCAGCGACAACUUGCCCUUGGUGGAUCUAAUCGAGCACCCGGACCCUAUCUUUGACCCCAAGGAGAAGGAUCUUAACGAGACCUUGCUAAGGAACCUCAUGGGCGGACACUUCGACCCUAACUUUAUGGCUAUUUCCUUGCCCGAGGACCGGCUUGGAGUGGACGAUCUAGCCGAGCUGGACUUGCUGCUCAGGCAGAGACCCUCGGGAGCGAUGCCUAGCGAAAUCAAAGGGCUGGAGUUUUACGACGGGCUGCAGCCGGGCAAGAAGCACAGGCUGAGCAAGAAGCUGCGCAGGAAGCUGCAGAUGUGGCUCUGGUCCCAGACCUUCUGCCCGGUCCUAUACACGUGGAACGAUCUCGGCAGCCGCUUUUGGCCCCGGUACGUCAAAGUGGGCAGCUGCUACAGUAAAAGGUCUUGUUCGGUCCCAGAAGGGAUGGUUUGCAAACCUGCCAAGUCCGUGCAUUUAACGAUCCUGAGGUGGAGGUGCCAGCGUCGGGGAGGGCAGAGGUGCACAUGGAUACCCAUCCAGUACCCCAUCAUUUCGGAGUGCAAGUGCUCCUGCUAGGGCUGGCACUUACCUUUUCUCCCCCCUUCUCCAGCGGACUCACGUGGACCUUUGCUGCAACAAAAAUAAAAGACAUUUGCUUUCUGGUUAACGUUGUAAUGCACUGUAACGUGUAGGAGAAUGUAUAUUGUGUGUAUAUUUGGCACCGGUUUAAUAUACUAUUAAAAGGUCAGUAUUAUACGUGAAAUAAUCAGCGUCUACUGUAUUUUUAAGACUAUUACCCUGA